AUGAAAAUUGAAAGUACGACCAUUAGAACUGUUGGAACUGUUAAUACUUCAAAAUGGAACGAGAAUUUAACUGAUCCUUGCAGUUCUUCUCCCAUUAUUGCUACCACUACUAACAUUAAUGAUAUCACUGAUACGAGUAAUUUAUCAAUUUCAACCAAAACUUAUAAGAAUGGUAAUGGUAACUAA
Entrophospora sp. SA101 is the source of this 186-nucleotide messenger RNA. The record is from the annotation of a GenBank genome assembly. NCBI's taxonomy places the organism in Eukaryota, Fungi, Glomeromycota, Glomeromycetes, Entrophosporales, Entrophosporaceae.